Hyaloscypha bicolor E is the source of this 833-nucleotide messenger RNA. RefSeq lists its product as uncharacterized. The record is from RefSeq and is a predicted model, not a curated record. Bases 94 to 729 code for a protein of 211 amino acids. The transcript has 3 exons. NCBI's taxonomy places the organism in Eukaryota, Fungi, Ascomycota, Leotiomycetes, Helotiales, Hyaloscyphaceae. Gene Ontology annotation, biological process: protein retention in ER lumen; intracellular protein transport; Golgi organization. Gene Ontology annotation, cellular component: endoplasmic reticulum-Golgi intermediate compartment; endoplasmic reticulum; COPII-coated ER to Golgi transport vesicle.
GUGAAUACGAAUCGCGACCCAACCCCAAUUCUUUCACUACCGUCUUUAUUCUUAUUUUCGACGUGUCAUUGUGCCCGACUUCCCUUAUUCAUCAUGCGGUUCUCCAACUCGGUGCUUUUGGCAGCAAGCAGCUUGCUGGGAGCUGCUCUCGCCCACAACAUCCAACUGAAAGCGCAUGGAAGGGAAUGUUUCCACGAGAUGCUGCACAAGGAUGACAAGAUGACAGUAACUUUCCAAGUAGGGGAUAGGGAGUUUGGGAGUGCAGGCAGCUUAGACGUGGAUUUCUGGAUCCAAAACCCAGCAGGAGGCUACGAGACCCACGAGAGAUCGGUUUCGAAUGGAGAUCAUUCUUUCACGGCCCAACACGACGGGAAAUACCUAUACUGCUUCAGCAAUGAGCAUUGGUCGGCGUCAAGCAAGGACGUUUCCUUCAACGUUCACGGCAUAGUCUACGUUCCCGAGGCGGAUGCCCCAUCAGACCCAUUGGAAGCCGAAGUGCGUCAACUAUCUGAACUCCUCGCCCAAGUGAAGGACGAGCAAUCCUAUAUCGUUCUCCGAGAACGAACGCACCGAAAUACCGCAGAAAGCACAAAUGCGAGAGUGAAGUGGUGGAGCAUGUUCCAAAUGGGUGUCUUGGUUGGCGAAGGUAUCUUCCAAGUUUGGUGGCUGAAGAGAUUCUUCGAGGUGGGCAAGAACAGUUCCCAGCGCUUUGGCGUCCUAAGCCGGUAGCUGAUUGACUGCAGGUCAAACGGGUUGUAUAAGAAGAUAAUAUGGGGUUUGAAUUUCCGGCGCAAAUAGCAUGAUGACGGGAACAUGGCGAUUCGAAAGGGGGU